Molecule: messenger RNA, 2384 nt
Organism: Prunus mume (Japanese apricot)
Lineage: Eukaryota; Viridiplantae; Streptophyta; Magnoliopsida; Rosales; Rosaceae
Source: RefSeq, a predicted model, not a curated record
AAUUCCCUUGCAAAGAAAACAAGAGAAAAAUGGCUGGAGCUUUGAUCGGAGAGGCCCUUAUUUCUGCUUCCAUCGAAGUGAUUUGUGAUAGAAUUGCUUCACGCGAGUUCGUCGACUUAUUUCGGCACAAGAAACUGGAUCAACCUCUCCUUGAUAAACUGAGGAGGACGUUGUUGACCUUGAAUGCAUUUCUCGAUGAUGCGGAGAAGCAAAUUGAGAAACCAACUGUGAGAGAGUGGCUUGACGACCUCAAACACGCUGUCUUUGACGCGGAAGACUUGCUGGAUGAGAUCAACUAUGAAGAUUUGCGAUGCAAGCUGAAAGGUGAUGCUCAAACCGACAAUUUCACAAGUAAGGUGUGUACCUUCCUCCCUACUUCUCGUAAUAAAUUUUAUCGAAGGAUGAAUGCUAAGAUACAAGAGUUGUUACAAAGAUUAGAAAAUUUUGUACAACUGAAAGGUGCUCUUGGUCUGAGAGAAAAUGUUGGGCGAAAGGUUGCACCAAGAACUCCAACAACUUCCUUGGUUCAUGAACCUUGUGUAUAUGGGAGAGAUGAAGCCAAACAAAAUUUAUUAGAAGUGUUAUUCGAUGAUGCAAGUGAGGAAAAUGUGUCUGUCAUCCCCAUUGUUGGAAUGGGUGGGGUUGGCAAGACAACCCUUGCUCGAAUGCUUUACAAUGACAAUAAGGUGAAAGAGCAUUUUACCCUUAAGGCUUGGGCUUGUGUUUCAGAAGAUUAUGAUGCUAUCAGGGUAACUAAAACUCUUCUCGAGUCAGUGACUUCAAAACCUUGUAAAAAGACAGAUCUGAAUUUGCUUCAAGUUGAGCUAAGUGAAGAACUGAGGGGGAAGAAAUUUUUGUUUGUAUUGGAUGACCUUUGGAAUGAGAAAUAUACUGAUUGGAACUACCUCCAAACUCCUUUUACUUCAGGAGCAAGGGGAAGUAAAGUCCUCGUAACAACACGGAACACAAAUAUAGCAUCUUUCAUGCAAAAUGUUCCUAUUCAAACCUUGGAACCAUUGUCGCAUGAAGAUUGCUGGUUCUUACUUGCAAAACAUGCAAAUGUAAACUCUAGUUCACAUCCAACCUUGGAAGAAAUUGGCAAGAAAAUUGCACGCAAGUGCAAUGGGUUGCCUUUAGCUGCACAAACACUUGGCGGUUUGUUACGUUCCAGGCUGGACUCUGAGGUAUGGAACAGAGUACUAAAUAGCAGCAUUUGGGAUUUACCUUAUGAGAAAAGUGACAUUCUUCCUGCUCUAGGAUUGAGUUAUCAUUAUCUUCCAGCUAAGUUAAAGCGAUGCUUUAUUUAUUGUUCAAUUUUUCCAAAAGACUAUGAAUUUAAGAUAGAAGAUAUUGUUUUUCUUUGGAUGGCGGAAGGUUUAAUUCCCCAAGCGGAGAAUGGGGAUAGCAUGGAAGAAGUGGCUAAGGGAUAUUUUGAUGAACUGUUAUCCCGAUCACUGUUUCAAACGUCGGGGAAAUCAAGUUUCGUUAUGCAUGAUCUCAUCAAUGACUUGGCGGUGUUCAUGUCUAAAGGAUUUUGCUCCAGGUGGGAAGGGAGGGAAUCACAUGAAGUAGAAAGAGUUCGCCAUUUGUCAUAUGCUAGGGAAGAAUUAGAUGUUGCUGUUAAAUUUGAGCCAUUAAAAGAGACUAUGCGUUUGCGUACCUUCCUAUCUAUCUCUUUAAACCCAUAUUACAGAUAUGAACGUUAUUAUGUAAGUAAAAAGGUUCUGCAUAAUUUGUUGCCAUCACUAACAUGUUUACGGGUGUUGUCAUUGUCUUGUUAUACGAAUGUCACCGAGUUACCUGAUUCCAUUAAAAAGCUCAUUCACUUGCGCUAUUUCGAUCUCUCUAAUACUGAAAUUGAAACGUUACCUAGUGUACUUUGCAGCCUCUACAAUUUGCAGACAUUAUUAUUGUCAAAUUGUUCCCGUCUCGUUGAAUUACCUGCAGACUUGAGAAAAUUGAUAAAUUUACAGAAAUUAAUGUUGGGAGGUUGUUAUUCUCUCACUAAAUUGCCUGAAGACAUGUGGGAAUUAAUUAAUUUGCAUCAUCUUGACGUGAGUGGAACUAAAAUUGCAGAGAUGCCAAUGCAAAUGAGUACGUUGAAAAGCUUGAGAACAUUGUCCGAUUUUAUUGUGGGCAAAUCUACUGGGUCGACUAUUGGAGAAUUGGGGGAGCUUCCACAUCUUGGAGGAAAACUUUCAAUUUUGCAGCUACGAAAUGUAGUUGAUGCUAGGGAUGCCUUGCAAGCAAAUUUGAAGGAUAAGAAAGAUCUCAAAGAAGUGGGAGGAAUGGGUACCAAGUGGAAGUGGAGGUGUAGACUUUCCUUGUCUCCAGGAGCUCUUCCUAUGGGAGUGUCCGAAGCUGAGAGGAAGCUUGCCUUGUGA